AUGGGAGACAAGCCUUUUUAUAUAGGAGAAUCCCUUAUGUACUCACCUGUACUUUUAGCAGAAACCGCUAGUCAAGCAAUAGGGGCUGUUGCAAGAAUUAUGCAAAUGAGCACAGCUAUAUCUUUAUCGGUAGAAAUCAUACAAAAUGAUCAGAAUUUGCAGAUCUCUUGUAUCACAAUUCAUGCAUGAAAUGGACCUGUAUAUAUUUUUGACUUGCUAUCUGGAGGUGUUGCUAUGGUAAAUGGGCCUAGAGGGCUAAGAGCUUUAUUAGAAUGCCCAACAAUAAUGAAGAUCGUUUUUAAUUGCCAAGAUAUUGCACAAUGGCUUUGAAAAUCUUUUAAAAUCAGGCUUGGCUUUGCUGCUGAUGCUGCCAUUGCGUAUAAAAUGUUUGAAAAUAUUGAAGAUUCAGAGAAACUCAAUGCUAAUGAAUUUUCCAAAAAAAUUGAGAAUACGGAAAUCCCAUUUUGGGAAAAUAUAAAAGAAGAAAUAACUGUAAAAAAUAAUAAAGAUUUUUGGAAACAAAGACCAUUAUUAUAUCAUAUGCAUUCUUAUUUAUCAGGAUAUGUGAUACUUCUUAUCAAGGGCUGGGAUGAUGUAAGAGGCUAUUUAAAUGAUGAACAAGUAUAUCAAAUUUUUCAAAAUACCCAACAGAUGUUAGCAAAAAUAUACCCAGCUUUGAAAAAUGAAGGCUAUGAGAGGACUGAAAACUACUCGAAAUUUGAAUUUAAAUCAAAUUUGAAUAAUUUUACUUUGGAUAGAAUCAGUGUAGAGUAUGUACUGAAUAAAAUUCUAAAUCAGCCAGGGACUGAGCCUUUGAAGUAA
Blepharisma stoltei is the source of this 822-nucleotide messenger RNA. Lineage: Eukaryota; Ciliophora; Heterotrichea; Heterotrichida; Blepharismidae. The record is from the annotation of a GenBank genome assembly.